AUGACAGAAUAUGCUGGGGAGGACGUGAAACGAGUGGAGCGCUCCUCCAUUGCUGAUUUCUUUCUCAAACCCAGCCUCAGUGCUUGGCCAAACUCAGUGGCUUCAGAGAACAGCACCGUGACACUGCGAUGUGUGAGUCCCACGCCGGGCAUAAUACUUGUUCUCAGAAAGGGAGAUAGCAUAUUGGAUUCUAGGCCUCCACAUCAUCUGACAGAGGGGACAGCUGAGUUCCGCCUGACUAACCUUCAGCUAAGGCAUGCUGGAUAUUAUACCUGUGAAUACCAUUUGAAGGAGUCCCUCAAGAAAAUCUCAUUUUCCAGUGAUGUCCUCUUACUAUUGGUCACAGGAUACCUGCCUAAGCCUUCCCUCCGUGUCCAGCACUUGCGUCAAGUUACCACAGGAGAGAAGGUGAAUCUACAGUGUUGGAAGCCACACAAUUUCACACAGUAUAAAAUGUUCGCUCUGCUAAAGGAGGGAACUUCAUCCCCCAUACAGCUUCUGAGUUCAGAAAACGACACAGUGGAAUUCACCCUUCAGAAUGUGACAGUUCAUGAUGCAGGAAGGUACAGUUGUGUGUACCUGCAGGCAGAAGCCCCUUUCAGGGCCUCGCAUCCAAGUGAUCAUCUUGAUAUCUCAGUGACAAUUUCCCUAAAGGCCUCAUCACAGUGUUACACCAAGAUUAAUGUCAUCAGGCUGGGAAUGUCUGCCUUGUUUGUGGUGCUUAUGGCAUUCUUCCUGGCUGAAGCCUGGUACAGGAAGAAGGUGUCACCAAGCAGACCCAGGUUAAAAAAAACCGAAAAUUUCCCUAUUUCAUGA
Molecule: messenger RNA, 816 nt
Organism: Chionomys nivalis (European snow vole)
Lineage: Eukaryota; Metazoa; Chordata; Mammalia; Rodentia; Cricetidae
Gene: Tarm1
Product: T cell-interacting, activating receptor on myeloid cells 1
Exons: 4
Coding region: 1-816 (271 amino acids)
Cellular component (GO): plasma membrane
Source: RefSeq, a predicted model, not a curated record